Protobothrops mucrosquamatus (brown spotted pit viper) is the source of this 423-nucleotide messenger RNA. RefSeq names its product ribonuclease pancreatic-like. Bases 1 to 423 code for a protein of 140 amino acids. The transcript has a single exon. NCBI's taxonomy places the organism in Eukaryota, Metazoa, Chordata, Lepidosauria, Squamata, Viperidae. The record is from RefSeq and is a predicted model, not a curated record. Gene Ontology annotation, molecular function: nucleic acid binding.
AUGACCGUCUCCAGGCUGCUCCUCCAGCUGCUUGUUCUUCUUGGGGUUUUGCUGGUGCACUACGGAGAAGCCGCAACUUACCAAAGUUUUGCAAAGAGCCACAUCGAUCAUCCCAAAACCAGAGCCAAUAAUCCAAACGCCUACUGUAACCAGAUGAUGCGGCGAAGGGGGCUGACUCGACGGAGGUGCAAACCCAGCAACACCUUUAUCAAUGCCCCUCGCAACAGUAUCAUAGCAGUUUGCGGAAGUGGCGGAACACGCUAUCAAAGAAAUUUGUACGAUAGCAGGAGCAGUUUCCCAGUGACCCAUUGUACUAACACCGGAAGAUUCCCAAACUGCAAUUACAAUGGGCGUACUAUGAACCGGAGGGUCCGCCUGGCCUGUGUCCGCAGGAAGCCUGUUCACUUUGAGAGACUUUUGUAA